UGUCUGUGCAGGAGAGUUUGGAGAGGAAGUUUGGAAAGCAGGGCGGACCCAUCCCCAUCGUACCCACUGCUGACUUCCAGGCCAGAAUUGCUGGUGCCUCUGAGAAAGACAUUGUUCACUCUGGGUUGGCCUACACAAUGGAGAGAUCUGCUCGGCAAAUCAUGCGCACUGCCAGCAAGUACAACUUGGGAUUGGACCUGCGGACAGCCGCCUACGUGAACGCCAUCGAGAAGGUCUUCAAAGUGUACAACGAAGCGGGGCUCACCUUCACAUAAACGGCCCGU
This is a messenger RNA of Nematolebias whitei (Rio pearlfish), 284 nucleotides long. RefSeq names its product glutamate dehydrogenase, mitochondrial-like. Gene Ontology annotation, molecular function: L-glutamate dehydrogenase (NAD+) activity. NCBI's taxonomy places the organism in Eukaryota, Metazoa, Chordata, Actinopteri, Cyprinodontiformes, Rivulidae. The annotation marks the transcript as partial. The transcript has 3 exons. Gene Ontology annotation, cellular component: mitochondrion. Gene Ontology annotation, biological process: L-glutamate catabolic process. The record is from RefSeq and is a predicted model, not a curated record.